UUCGACUUUCUGGACAUAACUUUUGAUCUUGCAUGGAAGACAAGAGUUGAGUUGGAGCAUAAAGAAGAGGCAACUUAAAAAAAUUCAAUAGUACAGCAAGAUGUUUAACUUCAAGACUCUUAUCCUGGCGUUGGUGCUGCAACAGGCUACCGCUGAUUCCUUGCUUCGUUCUUCUCGAAGGCUGUCCCAAGAAUUGUUCCUCUCCUACGAACCUGUGACAACUGUUACCGAUCAUGCCGCUAUUGAUCUUGACCAGGCCGCCAUGGAAACGCAGCUAGCUUCGGGGACCGAUCAAGGAAGAGACGCCGCCCUAAGGAUCUACCAAGAGGGAGCCUUUUCCAAAUCCUACGCCGAAAUCACACUUACCGAGCCGCUCAAAGUGGAUGUUGAUAAAGACGUGACUGUGAUUGGUAGAAACGCAGACGGAACGGAGGUUCGAGGAAAGACCACUGGUCUCUUCAAGACUGGAGACAGCAUUAUCCUGGUUCAAUACCACGCUGGUACAGUUCAGGCAACAUGGACUGACUGCCAUGUGGGGGGAAACCCAGAACCCAACACAAAGGGAUGCUUUGCUCCCACCGGAAGUCUGGAGAUUGGAGAGCUUGGUCAGCACACUUAUUCCUACAGCCCACUUACAAAGAACUACAAUGCACGAACACUCCAAGGAUUCAGCACACAGGCAGAAGACAAAAUGUUCAAGUGUGAAAAAUGCCCCUACCCAACAUACAACAAAUUUUACGAGUACUAUGGAGUCUUUGACUAUGCCAACAAAUGGGUCCUUGCUGCAUUCAACAAGGGUUCCACCAAUUUUGCCAAGGGAAAUGCUAGUUUCAACAGCUAUGGCAUGGAAGGAACCACCGAGGCAAUCAAGAAGGGAACUGCUUACAUGAAUGUGUGGAUGUAUGUCAACAGAGAGAUGGAAGAUGCCAUUGAUGACUGUUCGUCACAGUGUACCACCAAUGCUUGCAAUGAUGACCAGGUCCAUGCUUGGGAUGAAGCGGUAGCCUUCUACACUGGAUCCAUUCCAAAGAGCUCUGGAGAUGGUGGCCAUCUGCUAUACACUCUUGCGCAAAAGAGAUGUGAGAACUAUGGAACAUGCCUCACUAGUGGCCCAGAAAUUGGAAUGGCCAAAGUGAAUGCUGAAAUUUUCAAGAAUUUUCGCAUUGGAAAGCAAGAUCUUUUGCUUGGAAACUGCGAUGCCGUCAAAAAGAACGUUGAGCGCAUCACCCAGUUGAUGACCAUCCCUCUCAUCCAGGGAACCAUCCGAUAUGCAUAUGUAAUGGACAAACAAAACGAUAUUCGAGAAAAGGCCGAGGCCGAAGGUGCUGUCUUUGCUGCAUCUGUCCUACCAAUGUUGCAUGCUUGCAGCCCAACAGAUGCUGAAGAUGUCUACCAAAACAUGCGUGUGGGUAAUGGUGGUACCGCCAGUUUCAGUGCUGUCAAGACUGCCUUUGAAAAGAACUAUGCGUGCCUUGGAAUUACCUGUGCCGAUGUUGGAGGCUUGGUUGAUACCGUGACUGAUGGCUACCUUCACGAAGCGGAACCAUGUGACUACAAACCUUCUUCUUCAUCAAGCUCGUCAUCCUCAACCAGCUCUACUUCAUCCAGCAGCUCUUCUUCUUCGAGCUCCAGCAGUAGUUCCACCAGCUCCAGUUCCAGCGCCACGAAAACCGCUAGCAGCGAUGAUGGACCGAAUGUUGGCUUGGCGGUUGGCCUUACGAUCGGAAUUAUUGCUCUGCUUAUCAUUGUGGCCCUUCUGGUCAGCCAAAAGGGAAGCGAUAAGGAAUACGACGGUGCUGCCGAGCCCGAAAUGACGUAAGCUUGUGCCCCAGCUUAGUUCAUGGAGCCUCCUUUGAUUUAGAAUUUCGUUACAAUGAUUAGUUACAAUUUAUAUGUUGCAGUCAUCAUGACUGCUAUCGUGAGUAUUGAGAGGGGGAAACUUUGCAGUCAAUGUCUAGCUAGCUAGAAAACAGGCAAAGGAUCCUAUAUCUCUGGUUCUGGAGUUCUUUCCAAGGGCUGCUGGGGUGCACAUGGAAAGCUGCUGUAGUGCAUGUAAUUGCUUUCUCUUUGUACGCAACGUUGACGCAUAUAUCCCUUUCUUGGUCAGAGCUGACAACAGCAGGUAUGGUACCGUAUCAUCCUCCUCCCUAACGUACUUUGAGAACCCUCCAUCUCCAAAUCUCGCCCCUGAACAGGCCAGCUACUCUAUCUAGCUAGCUCUAGCUA
Seminavis robusta is the source of this 2226-nucleotide messenger RNA. The record is from the annotation of a GenBank genome assembly. Lineage: Eukaryota; Bacillariophyta; Bacillariophyceae; Naviculales; Naviculaceae.